CACCAUGGCUUCGGUAGGGACCGAGCCGGCUGGUCUAGCCAAGGGCAGUGCGGAUAAGGGUGCAUCUGCAAAGAAAGAGGGCCUCAAUCCAGCAAGCAACGGAGAGACGUCAGAUGGAGACAAAGACGUAGCAGCCAGGCUGGCCUCCUCUCCUGCAGCAGAGGCGAUGCUCAAUGGCACCGAAUGUGACGACACGAGGCACAAGAGCCCGACACACGGCUCCGCAACAGGCAGCAACAAGACUUUACUGUUGGCGAAUGAAAAUGGUUUGCCUGACAUGGAGCCACCGCACGGUUCUGUUACUGGAAGCAAUGGAUUCAUCCUCACGAAGCAGCAGCAGCAGCAGGAAGGCAGCUCUGCAGUGAUGCCAGGUUUGGGGGUUUCCCCUCCCAGGACUAACUGGUUGCCUUCGGGCACAUCAACAGGGGGACAUAUGGUCAAACCCCUCCCUGCCUCGGCAUCAGGGUGUGCACAGACUUCUGGUGCAUUAAGGACUGACCCCAGUACAGGGACUACGUUGGGACAGGGUAUAUCAGACACUAAAAAUGGCACAGCCCCGUCUCCUGCACCGGCUCCAGCACCCGUCACGAUACACAGAGCGCGCAAGACCAUGUCCAGACCUGCUGUCAGCCCGGCACAAAAGCUUCUUAACAGGGAAUUAAGAGAAGCAAAAAGUGCCAAAAUGGAGAAAAUGGAGACUCACGUUGCACCCGACACGCAGAAAUCCUUGCAACAGUCGUCCUCCCAGAACCAUCUACCUCAGAGUCCACCAGACACGCCAGCUUCAGCACAAACUGCGUCAUCCGCUUCACCAGCACCUCCGCCAACUCCAGCUCCUCCAGCUCCAGCCCUAACCAAGCUCCAACUAGGCUCUUACUCAGGAGGGUUGUCAUCCCGUAAGAAGAAGAGGAGGAUGGGAACAUACAGCCUGGUUCCCAAGAAGAAAACCAAAGUGCUUAAGCAGAGAACUGUGCUUGAAAUGUUUAAGGAACUACAGCAGUCUGCCAAGAGCCCACAGACUAAAGAGGUAGCAAACAUAAAUGGGGAGAAGGUGGAAAAUGCCUCUGAGGAGGAAGAGUCGGAGGAGGUGGAGUCUGAGGAAGAGGAAGGUCAGCAGCCAGCAGAAGGACCUGUCCUUGCUGUUCAGGCAGCAACAUCUGAAACCAUCUCUCAGGUGGGAGAUGAUCAGGAGUCUGAAGAGUCUGGAGAAGAAGAGGGAGAGGAGGAGGGCACAGAGUCCGACAUGAGCACAGAGUCGAGUCAGAAGAAGAAGUUGAAAAAGAAAACAAAAGGAGACAGCGCGUGGCUCAGGCCGUCCAGGAAACGAAAGAGGAGGAUAAAGGCCAAAGACCUGGAGGUGGUGGCUCAGCCUCAGGCUUCAGCUCAGGCCCUGGCAGAUGAUGGGAAGGAGUACACACACAUUCUCCCCCCUGAGUCUGUCAACCUCAACAAGCCCCAAGAGCCGGCGGUUCCCUCUCAAACAAACAAAGGCGUUUCAGGGUCAGCGGUCGAGGAGGCUCAGGAGCUUCCUCUCUGCAGCUGCCGCAUGGAGACGCCCAAGAGUCGAGAGAUUCUCAUCCUGGCUGACAGGAAGUGCAUGGCCACGGAGAGCGUUGAUGGACAGCUGACCCGCUGCCAGGGGGCUGUGCUGAAACAUGAGAUGAUGCGUCCCUCCAAUUCUGUCCAGCUGCUGGUUCUGUGCGAGGACCACCGCAACGGCAUGGUGAAGCACCAGUGCUGCCCCGGCUGCGGCUUCUUCUGCAGGGCUGGGACCUUCAUGGAGUGCCAACCAGACGUCAGCAUCUCUCACCGUUUCCAUCGCGCUUGUGCCUCGGUGCUGAAAGGUCAAAGUUUCUGUCCCCACUGCGGAGAGGAGGCCAGCAAGGCCAAGGAGGUCACCAUCGCCAAGGCCGACACCACCUCCACUGUGCCUGCCGCACUCGCGCACGGUCCUGCCACACCUGGGGCCCCCGAGGGCAGAGCGGACACCACCACCGGCAGCUCUUCCCGUCUGGCCGUCGGGGCUGAGGCCAGCGGCCGGGCCGACAGCUCACUGUCUGUUCGUUCUGCGCAGGAAUUCGACCCCUCUGCUGUUCCUGGGUCGUCCAGGACUGCAACACUGCAGACCAGUAUGGGAACAACAGGCUCACCAAUAGUUCCUCCAGGACCACCCAGAGAAACCCUAGAGAGCAUCCUGGUAGCUCUCGACACAGAGAAGCCCAAGAAGCUGCGCUUUCACCCCAAGCAACUUUAUCUCUCAGCCAAACAGGGAGAGCUCAAGAGGGUCUUGCUCAUGUUGGUGGAUGGCAUCGACCCCAACUUUAAGAUGGAAUCCCAGAACAAACGCACACCACUGCACGCAGCCGCUGAGGGAGGACACAAAGACAUCUGCCACAUGCUCGUACAGGCCGGUGCAAACUUGGACAUGUGUGAUGAAGAUCAGCGGACACCGCUGAUGGAGGCCUGUGAGAACAACCACAUGGAGACGGUACUGUACCUGCUGAGGGCCGGAGCCAGCGCCUCACACAAGGAUGUUGAAGGGUUCACGUGUCUCCACCUAGCAGCGAAGUCUGGCCAUUACAACAUUGUUGAGCACCUUCUGAACACAGGACUGAUCAACAUAAACUGUCAGGAUGAUGGAGGGUGGACGGCCAUGAUCUGGGCGACAGAGUACAAACACGUGGACCAGGUGAAGCUGCUUCUGUCCAAAGGAGCCGACAUCAGCAUCAGGGACAAGGAAGAAAACAUCUGCCUUCACUGGGCGGCGUUCUCUGGCAGUGUGGAGAUCGCCGAGCUGCUCCUGAACGCUCACUGUGACCUGCAGGUUGUCAACAUCCACGGAGACUCUCCCCUACACAUCGCUGCUCGAGAGAACCGCCUGGAUUGUGUCUCGCUCUUCCUGUCUCGAGGAGCGGAUGUGUUUCUGAAGAACCGGGAGGGGGAAACUCCUCCGGACUGCUGCAGCCACAACUCAAAGGCCUGGGCGGCUCUGCAGGCCAACAGGAGGGAGAGGGACGCCAAGAACAUGAGGCUCAGUCAAGCAGAGGAAAAAGUCCUUCACAGUGAUAUAGCUCUGGGCCAGGAGAGAGUUCCCAUUCCCUGUGUCAACUCUGUUGACAGUGAACCUUAUCCAGACAACUACAAGUACAUCCCUGAGAACUGCGUCACCUCCCCCAUGAACAUCGACAGAAACAUAACACACUUACAGUACUGUGUUUGUAAAGAGGAUUGUUCGGCAAGUAUCUGCAUGUGUGGACAGCUCAGUCUACGCUGCUGGUACGACAAGAGCGGCCGUCUUCUCCCUGAAUUCUGCCGCGAGGAGCCUCCCCUCAUCUUUGAGUGCAACCAUGCGUGCUCCUGUUGGAGGACCUGCAAGAACCGCGUCGUGCAAAAUGGACUCAGGACCAGGCUUCAGCUCUUCAGGACCAGUAAGAAGGGCUGGGGUGUCCGGGCCCUUCAGGACAUACCGCAGGGGACCUUUAUAUGCGAGUACGUAGGGGAGAUCAUCUCAGAGGCAGAAGCAGAGAUGAGGCAAAAUGAUGCUUACCUGUUCAGUCUGGAUGAUAAGCCACAAGACUUGUACUGCAUCGAUGCCCGUUUCUAUGGAAACAUCAGCCGCUUCCUCAAUCACAUGUGCGAGCCCAACUUGUUUGCCUGUCGAGUGUUCACAACGCACCAGGACCUUCGUUUCCCACACAUCGCCUUCUUCGCCAGCGAAAACAUCAAGUCUGGAGAGGAGCUCGGAUUUAACUAUGGUGACCACUUCUGGGAAGUCAAAAGCAAGAUGUUCAACUGCGAAUGCGGCUCCUCGAAGUGCAAGUACUCGUCGGCAGCCAUGGCAUCGCUGCAGGCCGACAGUACACCGGAGGACCAGCGGCAGCCCAGCGCGUCACCUGACACCAGCUCUUCCAACAGCCCCCCCAGUCCCUCAUAAAACCCUCCUCCUGACACUAAGCUUCGCUACACGUACAGGACUGUGUCCAUUCUCCAUGAACUUUGAACUUUUAUCAGUGAACUUGUACUGUAUCUCCACUUCUUAUGAAAUGACCAUGGACCAUAGACAACAACAAAAACAACAACAACAACAACAGCAACAACACACACACACACACGCACACACA
Seriola dumerili (greater amberjack) is the source of this 4121-nucleotide messenger RNA. RefSeq names its product histone-lysine N-methyltransferase EHMT1-like (gene ehmt1b). The transcript has 26 exons. Gene Ontology annotation, cellular component: nucleus. Lineage: Eukaryota; Metazoa; Chordata; Actinopteri; Carangiformes; Carangidae. The record is from RefSeq and is a predicted model, not a curated record. Bases 5 to 3934 code for a protein of 1309 amino acids. Gene Ontology annotation, molecular function: protein-lysine N-methyltransferase activity; p53 binding; histone methyltransferase activity.